Molecule: messenger RNA, 1992 nt
Organism: Hymenoscyphus albidus
Lineage: Eukaryota; Fungi; Ascomycota; Leotiomycetes; Helotiales; Helotiaceae
Source: the annotation of a GenBank genome assembly
AUGGAAGGUGGGGUUGACCAAUCAACUGCGUCGGCCAAAGAAGAUAACCACCCAGCGCAGGUUGAUAAGCCACGCUUGCCGAUAACCAGUACUAUCGUCGGCUCAGAAGCCGACAAAGAUAGGGAUCAUCUCAAAUUCACCCAGCUUACAUAUCUACAGCCCAGUUCAAAUGCUUCAAAGACCAACUCAGAGGAAUCAUCAAAGCCAAGAAGAUACAUGUCUUUAUACGAUCUGCUAGUCCUCAAUGGGCUCGUGGUAACGGACCAGGAAACAGGUCAAUUCGAUAUCGCCGUAAAAGAUGGGAAGAUUGCGAAAGUCGUUCCCCGAGAGACUUUGGGACAUGUAGAGUCUAAGAGAACGAUUGAUGCCAAGGGUGGAAUGGUUAUGGUUAGUUCGAUUGAUAGGGAUUAUUUGAAACAUUUCUGAUUAUACAAAUAGCCCGGAGGAGUUGAUGCACAUGUCCAUCUGUAAGUCAUGAAUGAACUCUUUCCUAAAUAUGAUAAGCGAAAGCAGCAUGUAACGUGUAACAGAGCUGAACCUGCACUAUUUGGGAAGGGAAAGAGUGCAGAUGAUUAUGAAACUGGUAAGUGGGCUGAGCCUUCAAUCAUCGCUAUUUCUUCAUCCAAACUUCGUGCCAAUUACAGAACUCCUGGACCGACGCAUGUAGAGAUGGGACGGUCUUCGUCCGAUUUUGACUUCUUGGGCCAAGAAUAUAUUGAAAAGCUUUCAAAAAGACGAACAUCGAACACGAGAACUGACGACGUACAGGUUCACGCUCAGCUAUAUGUAGAGGAACCACAACCCUCAUAACCUUUGCACCCCAACCCAAAUCUCAACCAUCCCUCCUCGCAGCCCUCGCCCAAACCCACGAUCUCGCUCGAGAUCAAUGCUAUACAGACUACUCCUUUCAUUUGAUCUGUUCCAACGCUGGACCUCUCGCAUUCUCGGAAUUCCCCGCCCUCCGUUCGGCUGGAAUCUCGUCACUAAAAAUCUAUAUGACCUACGAAGCCCUUCGACUACACGACUCGGAAAUCCUAGAUGUCCUAUACGAAGCGCGAAAAAACAAGAUCGUCACCAUGAUACACGCCGGAAACGGGAGCAUCAUCGAUUGGACGAUCAGGAAGCUAGAGGAGAAGAAGUUAUAUGACCCUAAGUAUCAUGUUACAAGUCAUCCUCCUGUUGCGGAGGUGGAAGCUACAUAUCGAGCGAUUUCGCUAAGUGAGUUUAUUGAUGUCCCUAUCUUAAUUGUGCAUGUUUCGUCGUCCACGGCUGCGAGGCAUAUUUCGAUGGCGCAGAAGAGGGGACUACCAAUUUAUGCAGACUUGUCCGCAAUAUCUUUUUCUUACAAGGGAAGAUCUGGAUAAACCAGGGUUCGAAGGUGCCAAAUGUGUUUGUUCACCACCGCCGCGUUCUCAAGCGGACCACCAAGCAAUUUGGUCAGGACUUGAAGAUGGAACUUUCACUAUUCUCAGUUCAGACCAUUGCCCGUUUCUUUUUGACGACACAGAAAUUGGGAAGAAGUCCGUCAUUAGUGAAGAGUAUCCGAAUGGCCACUUCAAAUAUAUACCAAAUGGCUGUUUUGGCGUGGAACCACGUCUCCCUAUAGCACUCUCGGCAAACCGACUGCCCUUGCAAAAGUUCGUAGAAGUAUCUUCUACAAACGCUGCAAAAUUGUAUGGUCUCUAUCCGAAAAAGGGAGCCUUGAUUCCAGGUGAAAGUGAUGCAGACAUUACGAUCUGGUAUCCGGAAUGGGAGAUGGGAGAGUUUGAGUUGAAGAAUGAGAUGCUUCAUCAUAAUGUGGAUUACACUCCAUAUGAAGGGAGGCCAAUAAAGCAAUGGCCUAGGUAUACUAUUUUGAGGGGAGAGAUAAUGUGGGAUAGAGACGGAGGCGGUGUAGUAGGCAAAAAGGGGGGGCAAGGAGAGUUUUUGAGGAGAGGCGUGAGUACAUUAAAGGGUAGUCUGAAGGCUGGGUGGAAUGUAGAAGACUUUUGA